Peromyscus eremicus (cactus mouse) is the source of this 2409-nucleotide messenger RNA. Its product is annotated as zinc finger protein 431-like. Bases 1 to 1296 code for a protein of 431 amino acids. Gene Ontology annotation, biological process: negative regulation of transcription by RNA polymerase II; regulation of immune system process; regulation of cytokine production. The record is from RefSeq and is a predicted model, not a curated record. The transcript is spliced from 3 exons. NCBI's taxonomy places the organism in Eukaryota, Metazoa, Chordata, Mammalia, Rodentia, Cricetidae.
AUGAAGCAAUGUAUAUCAUCUGUCACUCUGGAUACCAGCCAUGUGAACAUAGGAAUAUGGAAAGAAGAAAUGCAUGAAAGAAGUCAUAUUACAGAGAAACAUUCUGAAUAUACUCAAAAUGGUAAAGCCUUUGGAUAUCACAAUCAUCUUAAAAAGCAUGAAAGAAGACAUACUGGAGAAACAGCAUAUGAAUGUAACCAAUACGAUAAGGCCUUUGAAUGUCACAGUUGUACUCAAAGGAAUGAAAGAUCCCAUACUGGAGAAAUACCCUAUAAAUGUAAUCAAUGUGGUAAAACCUUUGGAUGUCGCAAUCAUCUUCAAGUCCAUAAAAGAACACACACUGGAGAGAAACCCUAUGAAAGUAAUCAGUGUGAUAAAGCUUUUUCAUGUAACAGUACUCUUCAUGUUCAUAAAAGAACACAUACUGGAGAAAAAUCCUAUGAAUGUAAUCAGUGUGGUAAAGCCUUUGCCCAUUACAGUAAUCAUCAAAUGCAUAAAAGAAGACAUAGAGGAGAGAGACCCUAUGAAUGUAAUGAAUGUAGCAAAGCCUUUGCUUGCCCCAGUCAUCUUCAAGUCAAUAAAAGAACACAUACUGGAGAGAAACCCUAUGAAUGCAAUGAAUGUGGUAAAGCCUUUGCACAACAUGGUGCUCUUCAAUCGCAUAAAAGAACACAUACUGGAGAGAAACCCUAUGAAUGUAAGCAGUGUUAUAAAGCCUUUGCUCAUCAUACUUCUCUUCAAUUGCAUAAAAGAAGACAUACAGGAGAGGGACCCUAUGAAUGUAAUGAAUGUAGUAAAGACUUUGCUCAUCCUAGUCAUUUUCAAGUACAUAAAAGAACACAUACUGGUGAGAAACCUUAUGAAUGUAAUCAGUGUGGUAAAGCUUUAGCAUGCCAGAGUAGCUGGAAAAAGCACAAAAGAACCCACACUGGAGAGAAACCCUAUAAAUGUAAUCAGUGUGAUAAAGCCUUUGCACAACACAGUCAACUUCAAAUGCAUGAAAGAACACAUACUGGAGAGAAACCAUCUGAAUGCAAUCAAUGUGGUAAAGCCUUUGCACAAAAAGGUCAUCUUCAAAGUCAUAAAAGAACACAUACCGGAGAAAAACCCUAUGGAUGUAAUCAAUGUGGUAAAGCCUUUGCUGAUCAGAAUGCUCUUAAAUUACAUAAAAGAACUCAUACUGGAGAGAAACCCUAUGAAUGUAAGCAAUGUGGUAAAGCCUUUGCUUAUCAGAGUGCUCUUCAUGUACAUAAAAGAAUACAUAGUAGAGUGAAACCCUGUGAAUGUAGAAGGUAAAAUAAGUGGUAAAGCCAUUGCUUAUCACAGUUCUCUUCAAGUACAUGAAAGAACACAUAUUGGAGAGCAACCCUAUGAAUGUAAUCAGUGUGGUAAAGCCUGUUCACAGCACAGUAAUCUUUAAAUUCAAAUACAUAAAAGAACAUACCUGGGGCUGGAGAGAUGGCGCAGUGGUUUAGAGCACUGGCUGCUCUUCUUAAGGACCGUAGUUCAAUUCUUAACACCUACAUGGCAGCUCAUAACUAUCUGUAACUCCAAUUCCAGAGGAUCCAACACCCUCAUACCAUGCACACAAAAUGAAGUUGAAUUAAAAAAAAUUAAAAAUAACAUACUGGAGAGAAUCACUAUGAAUGUAAUUAAUGUGAUAAAGCCUAGUCACAAUAGAGAGUAAACCUAUGACUAAAUCUUUUAGGGUAUAAUUGGUCUCUCAAAGCCAAUUACAGUAUACUUUGAGGAUCUGAUAAAACUCAUACCAAAGGAAUCUAAAUAUAUAUUAAUUGGUAUGAGCUUUAGCCAACACACACUUACAUUCAAUUACACAAAAUUAUUUAUUCUAGAGAAAAAUAUCUGAAAUGUCAAUAAUUUUUUCAAGCUUUAUCAUAUUUCUCUUUAUUUUGUUUACACCUGUAAACAUAUGGAUAAAAGGUCUAUGAAUUUAAAUGAUGAGGUAACCUUUUAGAUUUUAUAUUUCUUUUCAAUAUCAUGACAUAAUGAAUCCAGGUGUAAAAUUUUAUAGAUCUGUAUUAUUACUUUUUCUUCUUCUUUGAUAAAACAUCAUGUCUAAGUGAACUUACAAAAGGGUUUAAUUUGGUCCUUGGUUCCAGAAUAAUACAUGAACCCUGUGAAAGUGGAAUGAAAAAAGUGUCAGACAUGGCAAUUGAAGAAGGACAAUAAGAAUUCAGAUCUUAUACCUGUAGGAUAAGCAAAAAAUGUAAAUUGAAAAUGGUGUGCAGAUGUAAAUUCUCAGGCCAACCCCCAGUGACAUAUUUCAUCCAAAGGGCAGCAUUUCUUAAUUCUUCCCAAAUGAUAUCAUAGACUGAAAACAAUUGAUUUAUAUGACUUCAAGCCUGCAUGCUUGCUUUCUGUUACAUAAACCAAUUCAUAAUGGAGAAA